Carcharodon carcharias (great white shark) is the source of this 1640-nucleotide messenger RNA. RefSeq names its product nuclear factor 7, ovary-like. The record is from RefSeq and is a predicted model, not a curated record. The transcript is spliced from 6 exons. Bases 339 to 1532 code for a protein of 397 amino acids. NCBI's taxonomy places the organism in Eukaryota, Metazoa, Chordata, Chondrichthyes, Lamniformes, Lamnidae. Gene Ontology annotation, molecular function: protein binding; zinc ion binding.
CUUAAUUCAAUAUUUUUUAGUAUAUAGUGACUUUGAUUUGCCAACAGUGCACCACCCUGGGUUGUGAAGUAGUUUAUAUUCCGAUUAUUGGUUUUGGGAACCUCGAACUGUAAUCCAAAUAGUUGCGGAAGGUCCUCCUGCUAUUUUAUUGGCUGUUCUCGGUGGCCAUCACAUUUCCCUUUCUGAUGGUUGGAUAACCUUCGUGUCGAUCAGAAAACAGACUGGGACUUUCCUGGAAACAGGCCGCUUUCCGCGUUGGGGGCGUCAAAAGGCUGUCCUUUCGGCGGGGAGGAUCCAGCCCUUCCAAUAAUAAUCUGUGUUUGCCAAAAGUCUGGAGGAUGGGGGAGAAAGGAGAAGCUGCCUGUGAGAAGGUAGGGAGGUGUGCUGAACACGGCAAGAAGCUGGUCUACUUCUGCAGGCUGGAGAAACUGAAGGUGUGCAGCAAGUGUGCGAUCACGGGCUCGCACCGAGGGCACACGGUGGUGCCGGUGGAAGAGGCGCUAAGUGAGCUGAAGGAAUUGCUAUCUGCACGCUUGGUGAAGUUAGAAGCAGAGAGUUUGGAGCAGACCUCAAGAUUGGGGGAGAUUGAACACAACAUGACAGCAGCCCAGGAAGAAGCUGAGAUGCUCCAGCAACAAGUGCAAGAAGAUUUUGCCAUUUUGCGGAGCUUCCUAGACUCAGAGGAGAAAGUUUUGAUGGAGUGGAUAGCCACUGAGAAACAGCAUAUCCUGGAGGAGCUGGAAAGGCUAAAAGCAGAAUGCUUGGAGAGGGCUAAGCAUCUGAGUUUGCUGAUGGAUCCCUUUAAGGCAGUGCUGCAGAGCACCAACUUAAGUGACGUGUUGAAGGUGCUGAACAUUUCCUCUGAUGGAUCCAGUCAUCCUUGUGAAACAGCGAAUGACCCCGUUGUGCGUUUUGAGGCUGAGAAAUUUUGUGGUCCACUGCAAUACAAAGUUUGGAAGAGGAUGUUGCAAAUAAUUCAGACAGUGCCUGAAGCUUACACCUUUGACCAUUUGACUGCUCACCCUCACCUUGAAAUCUCAACAAACCGACGGUCAGUGAUUCCUCGCCGUGAAGCUUUGCCAGUUGAUUAUGCAAAUGGUCGAUUCGACACCUGCCUUUGUGUUCUUGGCACCGAGGCAAUUUCAACGGGGAAACACUACUGGGAAGUGACCGUUAACAAGAAGGCCAAAUGGGAUCUGGGAGUUGCUUACAGCUCUGUACCCCGUCAUGGGGAUAUUUUCUACCGGCCUAGCAGAGGCAUCUGGUGUUUGACAUUGCGAGAUGGCUAUUGCUAUGAGGCCUGUGACGAGCAUGACAUCCAGCUGGAGGUCCAGCACAGUCCAGGCCGCAUUGGUAUCUACGUGGACUAUGAGGGUGGGGUGGUGUUGUUCUUCGAUGCCGAGACGAUGCUAAUGCUCCAUGCCUUUCGAACCCAUUUCACAGAUCAGCUUCUGCCACUGUACAGCCCAUGCACAAUGGAGGAGGCGGUCCCGGGUGACCAGCGACUCACCAUUUUCAAAUUGAAUGUGUGAUGUCAUUGAGGACAGUUUUCCCUGUUUUGUGCUGUUGGGGUUUAUCAAGUGAGAGUGUCAUGGAUAUUGGCCCCAAAUGCAAACAAAAUAAAGCUUUGUUUUACUGUU